This is a messenger RNA of Didymodactylos carnosus, 705 nucleotides long. The record is from the annotation of a GenBank genome assembly. NCBI's taxonomy places the organism in Eukaryota, Metazoa, Rotifera, Eurotatoria, Philodinida, Philodinidae.
AUGAUCAUCGAAUCAUUAAUACAAGGAGAUGUUUUAGUUAUUUUUGAAGGAUUAGAUGAGGUUCCUGUUCAUAUGGAUCGAUCUGAAUUAAUAAAAGAAAUAAAUGCUUUACUCGAACGACCAUUAGAUUAUGAUGAAAAGGCGAACAAGCUUUUUUAUUCAGUUUAUGAACAAAAGGAAAGCUGUGGUACUGAAGAUCCAGAUGCUGGCAAUCCAUUUAUUAUAACAAGUCGUAUUGAAGGAAAUUAUUUUGAUGAAAUAAAUUUUUAUAUUCCAAGAUUAACUAUAGAAGAUAUGUCUAAUGAUGCUCUAAGAUCGUUUUGUAGUUCCUACAUGGAAUGUAUAAAAGAAAUUUCUCUUAAAAACGGAAGAUUUAUCAGAGAAUACAAGAGUGAUCAAUUAUAUAACGAUAUUACGAAAAAUAAAGAUAUUUUCCAAUUGGCAAUUAAUCCACAGUUGGCCAAUGUAAUUGCUGCGAUUUAUAAUCAGUACGGAGAUAAAUUAUCGGAGAAAAGAAUUGAAGAAGUGCUUGGACUGAAUACGACUAUGAUAUGGUCAAUAAUGCAAGAACUCGUUGAAUAUCUACACAGUAAAGCUGAAGGAUUAACAGAAGAUAUUUUAAGAGAAAUAAUUAGAAAAUGUCUAGUAGGUAUUCAGAGUCAGUCACUUAUGAGUUCUGAAAUAAAAGUUGAGAAUUUGAUUUGA